This is a messenger RNA of Microthlaspi erraticum, 1587 nucleotides long. NCBI's taxonomy places the organism in Eukaryota, Viridiplantae, Streptophyta, Magnoliopsida, Brassicales, Brassicaceae. The record is from the annotation of a GenBank genome assembly.
AUGGCGAUGAAGAAUCUACUGUCCUUAGCUCUCCGAUCUCAGAGGCGAUGGUCUCUGAGACAAGCGGUGCGAUGUUCCUCUUCGAUUUCAGCCGUCGAUUCGGCAUCUUCGGCGGCUCCAUCAUCCCCUGCGCCGCCGGUUCUCAUGCCGUACGAUCAAGCGGCGGAGAUCAUGAAGAACAACAUCAAAAGGCUCGACAAUCCGGAGCAGAGAUUCCUCAAAUACGCAUCGCCGCAUCCGACCCUGGCUUCCCACAACCACAUCUUAUCAGCACCGGAGACUCGCGUCACAACCUUGCCCAAUGGUCUGCGAGUCGCUACCGAAUCCAAUCUCUCCGCCAAGACUGCCACCGUCGGAGUCUGGAUCGACGCCGGAUCGCGAUUCGAGUCGGAUGAGACCAACGGAACGGCUCAUUUCCUGGAGCAUAUGAUCUUCAAAGGCACGGAGAGGCGUACCGUGAAGGCGUUGGAGGAAGAGAUCGAAGACAUUGGUGGUCAUCUCAAUGCGUACACGUCGAGGGAACAGACCACUUACUAUGCGAAGGUGAUGGAUUCGAAUGUGAACCAGGCUUUGGAUGUCUUGGCCGAUAUCUUACAGAAUUCUAAGUUUGAAGAGGGGAGGAUUGAGCGGGAACGAGAGGUCAUCCUCAGGGAAAUGCAGGAGGUUGAGGGACAAACCGAAGAAGUGGUUCUUGACCAUUUACAUGCCACCGCAUUCCAACACUCACCUCUUGGAAGAACUAUUCUGGGACCUGCUCAGAAUGUCAGGUCAAUCACCAGAGAGGAUCUUCAGAAUUAUAUUAAGAAUCACUACACCGCUUCCAGGAUGGUGAUUGCUGCUGCAGGAGCUGUAAAGCAUGAGGAAGUUGUUGAGCAAGUGAAAAAGCUAUUUAACAAGUUGUCAUCUGAUCCAACAUCUACUUCUCAACUUGUUCUCCAAGAGCCUGCUAGUUUUACAGGUUCCGAGGUCCGGAUGAUUGAUGACGACCUACCCCUUGCACAAUUCGCUGUUGCCUUUGAGGGAGCAUCUUGGACAGAUCCAGAUUCUAUUGCUCUUAUGGUGAUGCAAACUAUGUUGGGUUCAUGGAACAAAAAUGUCGGCGGUGGCAAACACAUGGGUUCACAUCUGACCCAGAGGGUUGCCAUUAACGAAAUAGCGGAAAGCAUAAUGGCAUUCAACACCAACUACAAGGAUACUGGACUGUUUGGUGUCUAUGCAGUUGCUAAGGCGGAUUGCUUGGAUGAUUUAUCAUAUGCAAUUAUGUAUGAGGUCACUAAGCUGGCCUACAAAGUCUCAGACGAUGAUGUGACACGUGCACGGAAUCAGCUGAAAUCAUCGCUUUUGCUUCACAUGGAUGGAACCAGCCCAAUUGCAGAGGAUAUUGGUCGUCAGCUACUGACCUAUGGGCGUAGAAUCCCAAUCGCUGAACUCUUUGCUAGGAUCGAUGCUGUUGAUGCCAGCACUGUUAAACGUGUUGCCAACAAAUAUAUCUAUGACAAGGACAUUGCCAUCUCAGCCAUUGGUCCGAUCCAAGACUUGCCUGACUACAACAAGUUCAGACGCAGAACCUACUGGAACCGUUACUAG